CAGCAGCUGGCAAGUAAAAGCCAUUUCAUUCCCCAUGCUGGUGAGCGUUAGGGGCCCCCUCCCUAGUCCGAAAUAGGCGAAGCUUGCGAAGGCCAACGGCUGCUAUUGGUUGGCCCCAGUAGCCAGCACCCUCCAGCGAGAGUCAGGCAUGCUAGACGACAUUACGUAGGUGCUAGAGUAGUCUACGGGACAUACAACUCCGGUGCGCCUCCACAACCAGGCCUAACCAUAACGAAGUAAAAUACUGCUAGCCCCUACGCGACACGGAAGUAGAUCCGAUGGCUCCUCCUCACCUUAUCCCUAUAGAGUAGUAAUUUUUUUAUGCUUUUCCAUUAAAUUCACCUUGUCUGCUGAGGCCGAGCAGAUUAUCUUGGCCUUUUCUUUCUACAAGUUGCUGAGGGGGGAAAAAAACUUACACUUUUCCAUCCUUCUUUUCCGCCAUUGACUCUGUUGUGUCUGUUGCCUCGCUGCAGGUUGCCUUAACCGGUGCUUCCCAACGCUCUAUCAACCAUCUGCAACUUUCGGAGAUGUGCUGAGCACUUGUGGGCAAAAUUAAUAAUCGCUGCCGCUGCCCAAACCUUCGCUGUCCUCGGCUUGGGUUCCACCACACAAUCAUCCCAUCUCCCUCUCCUUCUCCUCUUUUCACCCUUUUUGUUCAAAUCAGACAAAAGCAUUCUCUUCUUCUUUUGCCUGCAACACGAUUGUAGUUGCUCAGAUACAUCUAGGCUGUUGUGGUGUUGCGUUGCAUAUAGCAAGCAACCCUUCAUCCGCUCAGAACAACCGUCGCCAACUCGCCUUCAUUUCAAGACACACAACCAUAGUGUCAGAUUCCAACUACGAAAUCGCAACGCAGGGCUUUUGCAAUCCCUUAUUACGCUUGAAAUACUUUCAAAAUAUUUACCUUCCAUAUUCUAUCUCCGAGGACGCUCAGAAUUACAUCUACCUGCAAUAUAUCCGUCUACUGCAGUUUGAAAGCGACAGUUACCCUAUCAAACUCACUGAACCUCCAGCUUACCUAAUAGCUCUGGGUUCAGAAUUACAGAAAUCAUCUGUGGCUUUUUGUAUAGUCAGGUUUCCACCAAAAAAAUCACAGGGAAUUAUUAUAGCUUCUGGCUAUAGGAGUCACUGUUGCGCCGGAGGAGCAGAUCUAGUUGAAAUAUAGACUGCGCAUCGACGAUAGGCUGCCAAUGCUUGAAGUCUGAACCGGUGGAUCUUGAACAACAGAGCUUCACAAUACUCAGAGUUUAUUACUCAAAACAAGACAUGGUUUACUGUGGAAAGCCUUCCAAGGGCUGUCAGAUGUGCAAGACGCGCAGAAUAAAGUGUGAUGAAGCUCGACCAUUCUGCAAUCAAUGCACAAAAUCUCGCCGAGAGUGCCCGGGUUACAAGGACCCCUUUGAUUUAGUCUUUCGCAACGAAACACAGGCCACAGAACGGAGAGCACGAAAGGCCACAGCAAAAGCAGCAUCACUCAAAACGGGUGGUAAAGAUAAUGAGUUUCAAAUCAUCACAGGAGCACCCUCUUCUUCUCACUCCUCCCAGACAACUCCUACAAGUAGCAUCGCUACUUCACCAACACAGACAGUUGCAGAGCGUGCCAGGUGCCACUUCAUCUCUAACUUUAUUCUGAUUCCUCCACAGGGCACUGAACGUGGUUAUUUUGAAUUUGUGGUGCCAAUUCUUAACAAUGAUCCACCUGUGCCCUUCAAGCUGGCGUUCGAAGCCUGCUCCCUAGCGUCCCUGGGCCUACGUGUAGGCCACGGUCGAGAGUUUGAAAAGCAAGCAUUGUCAAAGUAUACUGCAGCAUUAGCCGCCGUUUCUGGGGCUAUCAGAGACCCUAUUGAAUCUAAAUGGGAUGCGACGGUAGCAGCAGUCUUACUUUUGGGGUUAUUUGAAAAUAUCACAGCCCGACAGGUUGGCAUGCUUGCUUGGGGCACUCAUACUGAAGGUGCUAUUCAGCUAGUCAAGGGGCGCGGAAGAGAGCAGUUCCAGACAAAGAUUGGUCGUGAUCUAUUUACGUGUGUAAGAACACAAAUGUUGAUUUUUGCUUUCAGCUCUGGUAAGCCUUUACCUCUAGGCGCAGAAUUUUGGAUCCGUGGCGCUGCCAAAGACAAGUUUGCAACCGUCUGCUACCAUAUCACGAUGCGUACGAGCGAGUUAAAGACAGAGGCAAACCGUCUACUGAUGACGCUCGACCGAAAACCGGAGAAUAUUGGUAUUAUUAUGGAUAUUAUCAAAAAGUGCCAGAUGCGUGAUCACGAAUUUGUUCAGUGGUCUAAAAAUCUCCCCGAGUAUUUUGAGGCCAAGACAACUAUCUGGGAAGAUAAUGUGCCAAACGGGGACUUCCGCAAAGCUGAAGUCUAUCCGGGCCGUGUCGAUGCGUUUGUUGAUAUGUGGGUGGCCACCAUUUGGAACUCGAUGCGAUGUGGUAGAAUUGUUCUUGCUUCCAUUAUUGUUCGAUGCGCUGCUUGGGUGUGCUACCCAGUUGAUUAUCGAACGACACCCGAAUAUGCCACAUAUUCGCGAAUUAGUGCUGAGCUUAUCACGGAUAUUAUUGCGUCCAUUCCAUUCUGCCUGGGUUGGUUUGCUAGCAGAAAGCAUCUUUUGGACAAGAACGACUUGACAGGCUACGCCUGUGGUGAAGAUGACGCACCAAAGGGAUUGGCGGGUUAUCUUGUUACUUGGCCAUUGAGCUGCGUCUUGACACAAGAUUAUUCAACAGACAACCAAAGAGCCUGGGUCCAAGGUCGACUUGAAGCUAUUUCUUCGCAGCUUGGCAUGAGAUGUGCCAAGAUGUUGACACAUAUGCAUUUGAGAGUGCCUUCUAUGUUAAUUCAUAGGGAUAUGAUGUCAGAGACUGGGAUGACAAGCUCAACAGUUGAUUUGGAUAAGAUUCUGGCCUCUCGUGCCGUUCCACCCUCUGGUCUCUCGGUGUCUCCAAGCGCACAGAGGGCUAUAGUGCCGGUAGUAAAACAGGAAACUUUUCACUAAAUCGAGAGCAGGCGCCAAGUAUAUAAUAAAGGAGUUAGGAAACACUAUAGAAAGCUGUAACGGGCUAGGCCCAUGGAGGUCUCGGGUAGCCCUCGACCAUCUAGGCAAGGGACCCAUGUAAGUCAUAUAAAAGGCUAUUCCAGCUAGCUGGAAUAGCCCCUUUUCGAUCCCUUCUUCUUCAUCUUCGGAUACUCGUAGUGGUCGCUCAGCUAGUUGUCAAUAUACUCAGUUGAGACCGUUACAAAAGCGUCCAAUCCUUCAAUAUCAUACCCAUGGGCUCAUAAUGCAUGAUGUAUAAUAUUUUUAUUAAAUUGUAGCGUAAAACAGGCGAAAAAUCAUGCAGGAAUGAUGGUAUUGGUAUUCAUUAUGCGUGUAGUGCUGCCUGCUAGAAACUCCCAAAGUCAUUUUGCUUUAUCCUGUAAGACUGGCAAAGCCCUUGACUGAUAAAGGGCUGGUAUCAAAAGAUGCUAAACCAUUGUGCCUAUAAUGUUAUCGUUUGUGUGCUUAGUUCAUAACUGUUUUAUUUCCGCUUUGCUCUGCACCGCUAGUUAGCAAUGGGGCUGUUGUGGCAAGUAACCGCAACCUUUGGAACUCCGGUAGCUUUGGAUCAAGUCAAUCACUUACGCCGCAUUGUUUUCUUGAACGCCAAGAUUCCACGCCUUGACAACAUAGCUUUGAGUCUUAUCAACGUACUUCUCAUUCUGAAUAUCCUUCACGCCAACCUUCAUGCCGUCCUUCGUAAAGACGACGUUUUUCUUGCCCAUGCGCUCCGUGGCAUGUUCUGACAUCUUGGUUACAGACAGGUAGAUAUGAUAGAUGACAAACGCAAUGCCACCUAGAAUGACGAGGGUAAUGAAAAGUGGGAGAAGUUGCCUACAAGUAAAAUAGAUGUUAGCGUGUUGUCUUCGGUCACCUCGUUGCAACCUCCCAACAGAGCCGGGUCAGGGAAAUCAGUGUAUUUCAAUCGUACCAAAUAGGGGAACUGCGCGCCAUGAUUUCUAUAUGAUUGGGAGGCGCAAGGCAGGUUUGAGUCUCUGCGUGAUGCACUGGUGGGGUGGCUGGCUGGCAGGCGGAAACGACGCGCGCGAAAGGAUAGGCUUGGGCAGAUGGCGGUAAAAAUAAACGUUAUUCGGCGUAGAGUGUUGUGCGAAGGUAGUCAGAUUAGGAAGAGUCAGAAUAAGAGGAAUCGCGUACGAAUUUGGGGAGAUGUAGUUUGCAAGUUUGGAAAUAUUAGCCGGACGUUAGAAAAAGUACAA
Molecule: messenger RNA, 4247 nt
Organism: [Torrubiella] hemipterigena
Lineage: Eukaryota; Fungi; Ascomycota; Sordariomycetes; Hypocreales; Clavicipitaceae
Source: the annotation of a GenBank genome assembly